CACAAAUGCAUGCAGCCGGGCUACAAGGGAGGGGCAAUCUCGUCCGCCCUCCCACCUCCGCCAGUCAGCUACCUCUACCUCCCGCAUGGGCAUGGCAUCGGCAUUGGCAUGCGCCCCCCACCUCAGCUACCACCCCCUCCCUGCUGCUUCCACAAACUAACAGGAGCAUCCCUUUCAUUCCUUGCCAUAUAGAUAGAUGCCUGCUCUGCAUCCAUCCUCAGAUCCCCUCGCCUCCUAAUAAUAGUAGUCUUCGAUCUGCUUGGAUUCCUUUAGCUGGCGUAGCUUGUUGCAGACACGCACCACCACCAAAGCUAGCUCUAGCCAACAUGGAGAACAGCAAGAGCACUAGUAGUAGCAGCAGCAGCAGGGGAGGAGAGGAGUCCAACAAGGUGCCCCUGCUCCAACCGAGAGCGGCAGACGACCACCAUGGAGGCAGCAGAAGCUUCAUCAGCAAGGAUGAUGAUGAACAGCAGGUGGAAGAAGAGUCGUCGUCGCUGGGGCGGCGCGCGUGGGAGGAGAACAAGAAGCUGUGGGUGGUGGCGGGGCCCUCAAUCUUCACCCGCUUCUCCUCCUUCGGCCUCACCGUCAUCAGCCAGGCCUUCGUCGGCCACAUCGGCUCCACCGAGCUCGCUGCAUACGCCCUCGUCUCAACCGUCCUCAUGCGAUUCAGCAACGGCAUCCUGCUGGGCAUGGCGAGCGCGCUGGAGACGCUGUGCGGCCAGUCCUACGGCGCCAAGCAGUACCACAUGCUCGGCAUCUACCUGCAGCGCUCCUGGAUCAUCCUCUUCGCCUGCUCCGUCGUCCUGCUCCCCGUCUACCUCUUCACCGAGCCCAUGCUCGUCGCCCUGGGCCAGGACCCCAAGAUCUCCGCCGUCGCCGGCACCAUCUCCCUCUGGUACAUCCCUGUCAUGUUCUCCUACGUCUGGUCCUUCACGCUCCAGAUGUACCUCCAGGCGCAGAGCAAGAACAUGAUCAUCACCUACCUUGCCAUGCUCAACCUCGCCCUCCAUCUCACCCUCUCCUGGCUCAUGACCGUCAAGUUCCAGCUCGGCCUGGCAGGGGUCAUGGGCUCCAUGAUCAUCGCCAUGUGGAUCCCCGUGUUUGGCCAGCUUGCCUUUGUCUUCUUCGGGGGUUGCCCUCUCACAUGGACCGGGUUCUCGUCUGCUGCGUUCACUGACCUCGGUGCCAUCAUCAAGCUCUCGCUAUCUUCUGGUGUCAUGCUCUGUUUGGAAUUGUGGUACAACACCAUAUUGGUGCUCCUCACAGGGUAUAUGAAGAAUGCAGAGGUUGCACUUGACGCCCUUUCAAUAUGCCUUAAUAUCAAUGGUUGGGAGAUGAUGAUUUCUGUCGGAUUUUUGGCUGCAACAGGAGUGCGAGUGGCAAAUGAGCUUGGAGCUGGAAGUGCAAGAAGGGCCAAGUUUGCGAUAUACAAUGUCGUCAUCACGUCUUUCUUGAUCGGAUUUGUGUUAUUUGUGCUCUUCCUUUUCUUCCGUGGAAGCCUUGCCUACAUUUUUACUGAGAGUCGAGCAGUGGCCGAUGCUGUUGCUGACCUCUCGCCUCUGCUAGCCUUCUCCAUAUUGUUAAACAGUGUUCAACCAGUGCUAUCAGGUGUUGCUGUUGGUGCUGGCUGGCAAAGUGUAGUUGCCUACGUUAACAUUACAUCAUACUACUUGAUUGGCAUCCCUCUUGGAGGAGUCCUAGGCUAUGUAGUGGGACUUCAUGUAAAGGGCAUUUGGAUUGGCAUGCUGCUCGGAACACUGGUCCAAACUAUUGUGCUUCUGUUCAUAACAUUAAAGACCGACUGGGAAAAACAGGUGGCGAAUGCUCAAGAGAAAUUGAAGAGAUGGUACAUGGAAGAGAACAGAAGGCUGCAGGGCUCAAGGGGAAAUCCUUGAACCGGAAGUGGACCUUUGUGGGUUCUCCAAAAAAAUAUUUGAAGGGCAUCGAGACCCAAUGGCACACAAACAUACCUUCUCAGUUCUCACAUCUCAAGAACGAAAUGAGGGAACUUUAGCCUAUCCAGAAAAUGUGUUCACCUCCUCAAACCAAGAACGAAAUCCAUUGUUAGCAGUAGCGAACAUCAAGUAGAAACGCACUGCAUCAAUUGCCAACAGGAUGGCAUAUGUACGUGAGCCUGUGUUGGCUGGCCGUGAGUUUGGCGAGACUGUUUCUCUGCAUCGAUUUUGGAUUUUGGGGGUAUGCUAAUGUCGGUCCCAUCAAAGCCCUGUUUGGACCUUUGGGGCAUUUGUGCUGAUUUUGUGUGUAAAUUUGCGCAUAUAACUAGUUCCAGAUGUGCACCUAUUGGGUUCUUGUCGAUCUAUCAUGUUGAAUA
This is a messenger RNA of Panicum virgatum (switchgrass), 2332 nucleotides long. Its product is annotated as protein DETOXIFICATION 21-like. The coding region runs from base 6 to 1895 and encodes 629 amino acids. Gene Ontology annotation, cellular component: membrane. Gene Ontology annotation, molecular function: antiporter activity; xenobiotic transmembrane transporter activity. Lineage: Eukaryota; Viridiplantae; Streptophyta; Magnoliopsida; Poales; Poaceae. The transcript has 8 exons. The record is from RefSeq and is a predicted model, not a curated record. Gene Ontology annotation, biological process: xenobiotic detoxification by transmembrane export across the plasma membrane.